Parastagonospora nodorum SN15 is the source of this 4176-nucleotide messenger RNA. RefSeq lists its product as hypothetical. Lineage: Eukaryota; Fungi; Ascomycota; Dothideomycetes; Pleosporales; Phaeosphaeriaceae. The transcript has 2 exons. The coding region runs from base 1 to 4176 and encodes 1391 amino acids. The record is from RefSeq and is a predicted model, not a curated record.
AUGGUUAGGGCAUGUGAGGCGCGGCGCCUCGGGGGACUGAGGGCCCUCUUCAAGUACACUCAGAUCGUCGCGGACAACCGUCCGCCCCAAGAGAAUGACUGGCCGUAUAAUAACCCUCCCGGCCAAAACGAGUCUUCCAUCGUUGGUGCACCUAGCCUGGAGGACCAGCUGCGUGCCGCGUCUGCCUCACCGUCUGUUGCAACACAACCGCUCCCUCCGACCAAACCUACGACGCAAAAGGAUCCCACCCACGCCGUCAAAUCGUUGUCGCCGGCUUCACGUACUGGUCCAUCAUCGCCAGCUACUGCUGCAGAUACAGGCAACCAAGUAGCAAACAACAUCGCUGAUGACGCCCGUGCCGCAUCUUCAAACGGAACUUCACCCGCACCAGCUGUGCAGCAUGCAGUAGGCGUAGAUGCUUCUGUCUCUGAUGGACCGUCCAUUGCUCCCAGUGCUGUCAACACACCAGACGUCGACCUCAAGGACGAAGCUGCCACUGCUGAGAGCAAGCCGAAGGCACCACAGGUUGUUCACUUGCCACCGAAAGAUGUCCAAGAAGCAAGACUGCAUGAGACGGAACGAAAACUGGAGAAGAUUGCCGAAAAGGAACGGAAGGACGACUUCCACGCAAAUGGUCCUACAGACUUGAUCUCCUCGCCAUCAUCCACUGUAGGCCCGUACUCGCAAGCGACUCCUCAUGCGCCGCAUCAUUCUCCAGAUACGAGUCCCGAUACAGAGUCGUUCCAGGAACGCCCUCGAGCCACUCUCCAAACUACCGAAUCAUUGGACCCUGCUGCGCAACAGGUCAAGGAAGACCACGAGCGCGCAUUGCAAAAAGAAAUGACGGAAGCACGGGAACGCGCACGGGGUACAGAGUCUCCUACACCGGACAUUGAGAAGCAAAUAGAGGAUGAGCAAGCGAUACGGCUUGCUCGGGACGGAAAGAGCCGGCUUGCUGGAUCUACCACGGAACAAGGAACUGGUUUGAUGUCUCACGCCAAAGAUAUUGCGCGCGAUGCUGCACCUGCUGGCGAGCGGUUUGUUGAAGUUCGCGCCUCUCAGGACCCUGCGGCAGACUCGCUACCCACACCAACGACGACGGCGCCGGAACCAUCUACGGUAGAUCCAGAAGCUACUGACCGAGAAACGAACAAAGUGGCAGAGGCAGAUUCACACCCUACACCUCCGGCAGAACUUGACGUUGAGAUGGGCGACGCACCGACAUCGACAAACCCCAGGAGCCCUCCUGUGCAUCCUUCGCGACCCGAUCGUAUGACCACACGCGUCUCAUCUGGUGCUAUGCGCCAAAAGUCUGUGUCGGAGAUACUAGCAGAGAAGGCAGCGCCUAAGACUGUUCUGACUCCUCGCUCGAGCAAUUUAUCGACAUCGGCUAGUCCUCCACGUCCAAAGACUCGUGAUCCGAGAUCGAAAGAAGUAGUCGUCUUCGCAAAGAAAACACCCCGUCGGGGUUCAAAAGCUUUGCAAGCCUACGAUGAGGACUACGCUUCGCUUCAUGGAGCGUCUGAAGACUCUAGUCGUGACUAUCUGGAAGGACUUUUCAAAUAUCAGGCUCAUCAUCCACCACGAUCCAUACCUUUACAAGAGCUUGUAGCAUCGGCGCGCAAAACAGUCACGACCGCUGGAACACUUGCCAUGCACCGGGAACACCAAGACUAUAAGAUUCUUAAGAGGGUUUACCAGCUGCAAAAUGCGAACCGAUGGUCUUUGCGUCAACUCCAGAAAUCGGUCGAACCAGAGCGUCCAUUCACGCACCAUGACCAACUCCUGCUAGAAAUGAAGAAUAUUUCAACCGACUUCCAAGAGGAAAGGAGGUGGAAGGAGGCCUUGGCUGCUUCAUUUGCCGAGUGGUGCGCCAAGUAUGUGAACAGUAGCCCGGAGGAACGAGCAACAUUGCGCGUGAAUGUGCGCAAACCAAUCGCGGCCAAACAAGUUGAGCACCACGACGAAGACAUGGACGACGCGCCCACGCCCGAUCUCGUGCAGUCCCAUGCACACGAAACGGAAUCCGAGUCUUUUGCAGACGAGGACGAACUUCGCACCCCACUCAGUGCUAACCCCCCAACUGGUCUGUUCUCUUUGGGCUUCAACGACGUCGUUAUGAAGAUACACCGCACGCCGGCCAGCGACACCAUGUUCCGCGAACUUCCUUUCUAUGAGCCGAUGCUCGAGGGCUCCAGUGAUGGUAAUCCCUUCUCUGUUGCCGAACCGCCCAUCCUCCCUGUCUCAAAGUAUGUGACUGGAAAGCUGGUUUCUCAAAUUCGAGGCCCCCCCAGGAAGCGGAGCCGCUACGACUACGAUUCAGAGGACGAGCCUUCGACGCCCCCAAGCAGGUCCGGUACAUCGGCGGAACAUUCGAUGCCAUCCACACCUGGUCGGAGGUUGUUCUGCCGAAAUGAUUUGCCGCCUGAGAUGACUGACGUUGCCCUGUUCAAUGCAGAGAACAAGCACGUUCGUGACCGUCUUCAGGCCGCUCAUCAAUUCCGCCCGCCGACCGAGUUUAAUAUGCCGUCGGUCGCCUUCUUCGAGCAUCGGAUUCCGUCGCAGUGGCUGUGGGAAGAAGACCAGAAGCUCCGAUCCCUGGUGAAAGAGUUCACAUUCAACUGGUCACUCGUUUCGCAGCAGCUCUCGCUACCUAGCAUGUUCGUGUCUGGAUCUGGUCGGCGGACGCCUUGGGAAUGUUUUGAGCGAUGGGUGCAACUAGAAGGCCUGCCUGCGGAGAUGUCUAAGACGCAGUACUUCCGCACCUAUCAAGGACGACUAGAACAAGCCAACAAGACCGUUUUCGCGCAAUACCAGGCUCAGCAGCAGCAACAACAGCAGCAGGGAGCUGCUCCUGCUCAGCCGCGGAGAAGGCCCACCACUACGCCGAUACGGGUGGAGCGUCGGCGAGAGAACCGCUAUCUUGCUAUCAUCGACGGAAUGCGUAAGCUUGCGCGAAAGCGUGAGUCUGCUGCGCACAAGCAAGCCGAGUCUCAGAAGGCUGCUGCAUUGCGAAAGGCCCACGAGCCAGCGCCUCCCAAAAAUACCGUUCAUACUCCACAGGAAUUCAGUCGUCUGAAGUGGGAACGCGAAGAGAAGCUAAAACUGAGGCAACAGCAACAGGAAAUGGCAGUCCGACAACAAAUGGUGCAACAACGACAGCAGGCUCAGAUGGCGGCACAAGGGGGCAUGCCCAACGGUGCCAAUCAAAUGCUGCGCAAUGGAACCUCCAUGGGCAAUCCGACAGGUUCAGCUCAUAUGGCUAAUUCAGCCUCACAGCAGGGACAGAACGCAGCAGCAAUGGCAGCACGAGCCCACCAAGGCCAGCAAGGUAUGCAGGCCAACUUCGGUAACGGUAACAUGGCCGGCAUGCCGAUGGGUACUUCCGGUGUUCCCCAGGCGCAGAUGCAGGGCAACAUGCAGAAUGGCCAACGUAUGGCACCUCCAAACCAAAUGCAAAUGGCUAUGCAGCGAGGACAAUUUCCGAACAGUGCGCAACAACAGUUCCAGCUACAGCAACAGCAACAUCAGCUAGGCAUGGGCAACAACUUGACGCCAGGAAUGGGCUUGAACAGCAACAUCCCUAACGCGAACAUGAUGGCCUCAAUGUCCAACCAGAACAUGAACGGGAAUAUAAACGGGAACAUCAAUGCCACGAUGAACGGACUACCCAACAACGUAGGAUCUCCUCGGCCCAACCAAGGCAAUGGCAACAUGCAAACUCCUUCUCGCCCUCUCUCCAGCGGUCAUAUGCCAAACAUAUUGCACCUGCAGAACGUAUACAAGGUACAGCAUCCGGAAUGGACCAACGAGCAAUGCCAAAAGGCGGCUUCAGAGCAUCUUCAGAAAUCCAUGGCUAAAACUCAACGAACACAGGCGAUGAACGCGGCCGCGGGCUCCUCUGGCAUGUCCCCAUCUCCACAGAUCGGAAACAACCAAUACCUCCCGCAGAACGGCAGCAUGGCCAAUAGUCCCCAGCCUGGCAAUAAUCCUGCGGUAGCGAACUAUCAGCAACAACUUGUCCAACAGCAACGAAUGAUGCAACAGUCGCGACAACAGGCUGGUAGUCCAGGAAUGAACGCUGCUCGUCCGGCGAGCAGGAGCGCUACACCUCAGAACCCGCAGAUGCUGCAAAGUCCCGGCAUGCAGCAGGCGCAGGUCAAUCGAUCCUCGUAA